GUUAAAAUCUCACCACUCAAGAUUGAAUAGUGGAGUAGUGAGAAAUAAAUUUUGCCAUCUCAGACUUUUGGCUUGUUUUUUCGCAGUAAAAUUCCAUAUACAGUAUAUUCCCCUGAAGAAAUAAAGACAAAUCAAGAAUCAAGAAUCAAGAAGUGUAAAAUGUUGAGAAAAAUAUGAUAGGUUUUCCACCGACUUAACUUUGGCUUUUCUUUAACCGACGUUAUUUUGUUUGGUAUAAAAAAAUUUGGGUCUUCGCGUAACGUUUAAGAAUUUCUGUCUGCAAAUGGGGUCCACAAUCCAAUGAAUGGAGUAAGAAAAAUGGCUCAAUUCUUCUACCAAUAAUCAAAUUUUAUAUUCGUCAAACAAAAUAAAGAGUAAAAAAAAGGGCGCAAAUUCUCUCGUGGAAACCAAUUUACUACCCUUUAAAGUUCAAGGUACAUAGUCUCUUAAUAUGGGAGAAGAAAGAGUUACUGUGCUAGCAUUACCUGUAUAUGAACAACUGAAAAAUAAUAAAGCUCCAAGAAGGGUUGAGUUGAAGAGGAAGCUAGAUUGUGUUAUUAUUCAAGCGUUAGGAGCAUCAUCACCUAUGAAGAAAUAUGCAAGAGUAGUUUCAAAUGAGCAUAAACAUAGUGAUGAUAUAUGUUCAGGAGUUUCAGACCCCGUUAUUGUACAGAAUGAGAAUGCAUCUGAUAUCUUGGAUAUUAGUAGUAUCCCUAAUUUUAAUGACUUAAGUGGCAGUAAUAAUCAAGUCAAUUCUGGUGAAAUUACAUCAGAAAGUUCAGAUAACUCAUGCAGCGCGAGCUGUAGUGAUGAAAAGAUCAAUAGGAGCUAUGAUGGUUCUAGUAGAGUUUGUACUGUGACUCGAAAAAUUCCUACACAGUCUAGUUCUACAGGGUUCCUAAAGAUAAGAAUUAAAUUCCAAAAUAAAUCAGAGGAUUACAAGAGCAUUGGUUCUACAAAUCUGAGUCUCACGAAGGUUGAAUGUUCUGAAGAUGAGCUAUGUGGUGGCAAACAAGGUGUGUUACCUUCACAAUGUGUAGGGGAAACUUUGAAUCAACAGUCUACCUCGCUGUUGAAUGCGACUGAGAAGAAAAGGGGUGAAGGUAAGAAGAGAAAUGAUGAUCUACAUCGGUUGCCUUUCCAGUCUAAUGGGCUUCCAGAUGGGAGUUAUUUGGCAUACUGUGUAAGGGGACAGAAGAUUCUUGAGGGGUACAAGCAAGAUAAUGGUAUUGUUUGUGGUCAUUGCAGCAAUAAGAUUAGCCCUUCACAGUUUGAAGCUCAUGCAGGAAUGGCUACCAGGAAAAAACCUUAUCAACAAAUUUAUACAGCCGAUGGGAUUACACUCCAUGACGUAGCGAUUUCCUUAGCUAAUCAGAGUCAGACCACUCUGAAGAACAAUGAUGACAAAGAAAGAGAGAUUUAUGAUUCUUCAAGUAGGUCUAAGCCAAUUACUAGGACACGAGUGGUUAGGAAAUCUGACAUUGACUAUGGCGGCACCUGUGUUCUAUGCUUGGAAAAUGAUUUCAGUGUCAACAAUUUUGAUGACAGAACUGUUAUAAUCUGUGAUCAAUGUGAAAAGGAACAUCAUGUUGGUUGCUUGAGAGAAGAUGGGCGUUGUGAUCUGAAAAAACUACCCGAGGACAAGUGGUUCUGCAGUUAUGAUUGUGACAGAAUCUUUGUUGCUCUCAAUGAUCGCGUUGCCUGUGGCUCUGAGGCGAUUCCAUCAUCCGAGUUCAGCAAAAUAAACCAUAAACUUUUGGAGGAAGGAUUGGCUGAGGUUGCUAAUGAUGAUGUACAAUUGCAUAUAUUGAAUGGGAAACAUCGUCUUCCUGAACAUCUCCCUCUCCUGUCUAAGGCUGUUUAUCUGUUUAGAAAGUGUUUUAGUCAGUUAACUUUAGAGGACGGGCGUGAUUUGAUACCUCUGAUGGUCCAUGGAAGGCAUAUUGCUGGUCAGGAUUUUAGAGGAAUGUAUUGUGUAGUUUUAACUGUUAAAUCAGCUGUUGUGUCAGCUGGUCUUCUUAGAAUUCUUGGGCAUGAAGUAGCUGAGCUUCCUCUUGUGGCCACAAGAGAAAAAUUUCGAGGGAAAGGCUACUUUCUAGCAUUAUUUUCGUGUAUCGAAAAGUUGCUUUGUUCUUUGAAGGUGAAGAAACUAGUGCUUCCAGCAGCAGAGAAAGCUAAAUCUAUGUGGGUAAAUAGAUUUGGUUUUGCAGAUAUUAGUCAGGAGAAAUUGUGUAUUUAUACCAGAGAGUUUCGGUUGACAGAAUUCAAUGGAACUGUUAUGCUGGAGAAACAAUUGGAGGAACAAUUCAGUUAAUGGUGACUUCAUUUUUUCUUUUAAUUAUUGUAGGAGUCAUUAGAACUAGAAAUUCUGUAAGAUAUUGAUGAUAUGUGAGGUUUCACAAAAGAGAAACUUCAAAGCUUAUAUAAUUGAACUGUUAUAUUGUUGACAGUUAGGAU
This is a messenger RNA of Beta vulgaris subsp. vulgaris (sugar beet), 2457 nucleotides long. RefSeq lists its product as hypothetical. The transcript is spliced from 3 exons. The record is from RefSeq and is a predicted model, not a curated record. The coding region runs from base 452 to 2314 and encodes 620 amino acids. NCBI's taxonomy places the organism in Eukaryota, Viridiplantae, Streptophyta, Magnoliopsida, Caryophyllales, Amaranthaceae.